AUGGCAGAACCCAGAGCACUCGAAACUUCACUCAAUCAGCUUUCUCUGCACCCGCAACCAUCGAAAGCAUCUGCAGCGUUCAAGAAGAAGCAACCUGUUGCCGAAUCCUGGGAUGACGAGGAGCUGGACUCUGGAGAGGAUACGGACAGACCACUCUCUCCUCAGCAGUCAGCGGACCUUCCGGACGCACCACCACCUACCCCAAUUUCACCAUCUACAUCGUUCGCAAGAGAGACAUUUAUAAUCCCAUUUGGAUAUGACAUAGACGGCGCGAGUGAUGUUAGGAGCGAGCGGACAAACGUGAGACCGGAGAAAACGGAUGCUGUUGCGAAGAGAAUGAUAGCCGGUGCACUUGGGGUAAAGGCAACGAAGAAGACCGAAGAACAGAAAGCUUAUGAUAGAGCCAUCAAAGAGAAGGAAAUCAAGAGAAGGAACCAAGAAAAAGAAGCUGCGGCCAGAGCCAAGGAAGAGGCCGAGAGAGCAAAGGCUGCUGUUUGGGACGAUUAG
This is a messenger RNA of Hyaloscypha bicolor E, 507 nucleotides long. RefSeq lists its product as uncharacterized. The transcript is spliced from 2 exons. Bases 1 to 507 code for a protein of 168 amino acids. Lineage: Eukaryota; Fungi; Ascomycota; Leotiomycetes; Helotiales; Hyaloscyphaceae. The record is from RefSeq and is a predicted model, not a curated record.